This is a messenger RNA of Talaromyces rugulosus, 837 nucleotides long. RefSeq lists its product as uncharacterized. Lineage: Eukaryota; Fungi; Ascomycota; Eurotiomycetes; Eurotiales; Trichocomaceae. Bases 1 to 837 code for a protein of 278 amino acids. The record is from RefSeq and is a predicted model, not a curated record. Gene Ontology annotation, biological process: mitochondrion organization. The transcript is spliced from 2 exons. Gene Ontology annotation, cellular component: membrane; mitochondrion.
AUGGCGUCGCCAAACGCUCUCCUCAGAUGGUUCGCCCUGCCCAUCGCCGGUGCUCUCGCUGUUGAUGCCUCUAUUUACGACGUCAAGGGCGGCUCGCGCGCCGUCAUCUUCGACCGCUUGACUGGUGUGCAGGAAAAGGUGGUCGGCGAGGGAACGCAUUUCCUGAUUCCCUGGCUGCAGAGGAGCAUCAUCUACGACGUGCGAACCAAGCCCAGGAAUAUCUCCACGACGACCGGCUCCAAGGAUUUGCAGAUGGUCAGCCUGACGCUGCGUGUGCUGCACCGUCCCGAGGUCCCGAACCUGCCCAAGAUCUACCAGUCUUACGGUACUGAUUACGAUGAACGUGUGCUCCCCUCCAUCGGAAACGAAGUCCUCAAGGCCAUCGUCGCCCAGUUCGACGCCGCCGAGCUCAUCACCCAACGAGAGGCCGUGUCGAACCGCAUCCGCACCGAUCUCAUGCGCCGCGCUGAACAGUUCAACAUCGCCCUCGAGGAUGUAUCCAUCACUCACAUGACUUUCGGCAAGGAAUUCACCCGCGCCGUUGAGCAGAAACAGAUUGCCCAGCAAGAUGCCGAGCGAGCCCGCUUUAUCGUCGAGCGCGCUGAGCAGGAGCGUCAAGCCAACGUUAUCCGCGCAGAAGGUGAAGCCGAGAGUGCCGAUAUCAUCAGCAAAGCUGUUGCCAAGGCCGGUACUGGUCUGAUUGAAAUCCGUCGCAUUGAUGCCAGCAAAGAGAUUGCCGCCACGCUGGCCGCCAACCCCAACGUUACUUAUAUUCCCGGUGGUGAGGGCAAAGAGGGAGGCAAAGGCACGAGUAUGCUUUUGGGUUUGAGAAGUUAA